GGGGGCCGCUGUGCUGCAUUGCGGGGCGGCACCGCGUCCCUGCCCGCCUCCGCCCGGCCCGGGGGGGAGCGGGGCUAUCGGGGCGGGCAACGCUGGGCCCCGGGCAGGAAUGUCCCUGCGCGCUCCGAUAAUGGUAUUUAUAGAGCGGCGCCCGGCGGCUCCGCUCCCCCCGCCCCGCUCCGCUCCCGCACCCGCCGCCCUUCGCCCUCCCGCAACCGCCGCCGCCCCGCGCAGCUGCCGGCCACACAGCUGCGGGACACCGGGACCAUGACCUCUGAGAAUGACUACGACCACCUGGAGCUGCAGCAGUCCUACAGCCAUUGGGAUGCCUCUGACGAUGAGUUGGACAAUGACAACAGCUCAGCGCGACUCUUCGAGCGCUCCCGCAUCAAAGCGCUGGCAGAUGAGAGGGAGGCGGUGCAGAAGAAGACCUUCACCAAGUGGGUGAACCUGCACUUGGCUUGUGUCACCUGCCGCAUCUCUGACCUCUACCUGGACCUCCGGGACGGCAGGAUGCUCAUCAAGCUGCUGGAGGUGCUGUCCAAAGAGAUGCUGCCCAAGCCCACCAAGGGCCGGAUGCGCAUCCACUGCCUGGAGAAUGUGGAUAAGGCCCUGCAGUUCCUGAAGGAGCAGCGGGUGCACCUGGAGAACAUGGGCUCCCAUGACAUCGUGGAUGGCAACCACCGCCUCAUCCUUGGCCUCAUCUGGACCAUCAUCCUCCGCUUCCAGGUGCAAGAUGUCAUCAAGGAGAUGAAGGAGGGUCCAGAGACACGCUCACCCAGGGACGCGCUGCUGCUCUGGUGCCAAAUGAAGACAGCAGGCUACCCCCACGUGAAUGUCACCAACUUCACCUCCAGCUGGAAGGAUGGACUGGCCUUCAACGCCCUCAUCCACAAGCACAGGCCUGAGCUGUUUGACUUCAAAACUCUGACCAAGUCCAACGCCCGGCACAACCUGGAGCAUGCCUUCAGCGUGGCCGAGCGGCACCUGGGCAUCACCCCACUCCUCGACCCUGAAGAUGUGUUCACGGAGAACCCCGAUGAGAAGUCCAUCAUCACCUACGUGGUGGCCUUCUACCACUACUUCUCCGAGAUGAAGAAACUGGAGGUGAAGGGCAGGCGGCUGGGCAAGGUCAUUGAGCACGCCAAGGAGACCAAGCGGAUGAUCGAGGGCUACGGGGGCCUGGCCUCCAACCUGCUCACCUGGAUCGAGCAGACCAUCAUCUCCCUCAACAGCCGCAGCUUCGCCAACUCGCUGGCCGGUGUGCAGCACCAGCUGCAGGCUUUCAGCACUUACCGCACGGUGGAGAAGCCCCCCAAGUUUCAGGAGAAGGGCAACCUGGAGGUGCUGCUCUUCACCAUCCAGUCUCGGAUGCGAGCCAACAACCAGCGCGUCUACACACCGCAAGAGGGGCGUCUGGUCUGUGACAUCAACCGGGCAUGGGAGCGCCUGGAGAAAGCAGAGCACGAGCGGGAGCUGGCACUGCGCAAUGAGCUCAUCCGGCAGGAGAAGCUGGAGCAGCUGGCACGGCGCUUUGACCGCAAAGCAGCCAUGAGAGAGGCCUGGCUGAGUGAGAACCAACGCCUGGUGGCACAGGAUAACUUUGGCCAUGACCUGACAGCAGUGGAGGCGGCCAAGAAGAAACAUGAGGCCAUAGAGACAGACACAGCUGCCUACAAGGAACGGGUGCAGGCCAUUGAUGCAGUGGCAAAGGAGCUGGAGAGGGAGGGCUACCAUGAUAUCAAACGCAUCAGGGGGCGUAAGGACAACAUCCUGAGGCUCUGGGAGCAGCUCCAGGAGCUGCUGCGCAGCCGGCGCCAGCGCCUUGAGAUGAACCUCACCCUGCAGCACCUCUUCCAGGAGAUGCUGCACAGCAUCAACUGGAUGGAUGAGGUCAAGGUGCAACUGGCCUCGUCUGAGUCUGGGAAGCACCUCCUUGAGGUGGAGGAGCUCCUGGAGACCCACCGGCUGCUGGAAGGUGACAUGGCCCUACAGGCAGAGAAGGUGCGGGCUGUCAGCACUGCUGCCCUGCGAUUUGCUGAUGCUGAGGGCUACCGCCCCUGUGACCCCAGAGUGAUCCGAGACCGUGUGAACCACCUGGAGAUGUGCCGGCGGGAGCUGCAGGCGCUGGCGGCGAGGCGUAAAGCCCUGCUGGAGCAGUCCCGGGCUGUAUGGCAGUGUCUGCAAGAGCUGGAUGAAGCAGAGAGCUGGAUCAAGGAACAGGAGCAGAUCUACUCGGCGCUGGACUACGGCAAAGACCUGGCAGGUGUGCUAUUGCUGCGACGCCGUCACACUGCACUGGAGGCUGAACUGGAGGCACGGGGAGCCCGGCUGAAGCAAGCACUGGUGAUGGCUGAGCAGCUUGCAGCAGCGGGGCGCGAGGCUGGGAGGCUGCGGGACCGGGCAGCUGCAGUGCGGGUACUGUGGGACCAGCUGCAGGAGCUAGUGGCUUUCCGCCGCCGUGGGCUGCGGGAGGCCGAGGGCUUCUUCCAGUUCCAGGCAGAGGCUGAAGAGCUGGCAGAGGUUCUGGCGGAGGCUCGGCAGCGAGCAGCCAGUGAGGAGCUGGGACACGAUGAAGUCCACACGCAGGCGCUGCUGCGGGAGCACCAGGAGCUGCUGGAGGAGCUGGAGGGUGCCCAGCGGCUCCUGGAGCGCUUGGGUCAGCAAGCAGAGGGCUUCCCACCUGAGCUCCGGGCUGGCCCCGAGGCGCACAACCGGCUGGCAGCGCUGCAGGAGCUGCACCACGAGGUGAGCACGCUGGCCGAGACGCGAGGCCGGCGGCUACGGGAUGCCCUCAACCUCUACACUGUUUUUGGAGAGAGUGAAGCCUGCCAGCUAUGGAUGGGCGCCAAGGAGAGGUGGCUGGAGAAGCUGGAGGUGCCCAGCACGCUGGAGGACCUGGAUGUGGUGAAGCACAGGCUGGAUGAGCUGGAGCAGAAGAUGUCUGGUGUGGCUUCUCAAGUCGAUGCUGUCAACCGCUCAGCUGACGGUCUGCUGGAGAGCGGCCACCCACGCAGCCCACAGGUCCGGCAGUGCCAGCAGCAGCUCAAUGAGAGGUGGGCCCGUUUUCGGGAGCUGGUGUCCCAGCGGCGUGCGGCAGUGGGCUCGGCGCUCAACCUGCUCAGCUUCCAACUGGAGUGCGAGGAGACGCGUGCUUGGCUGCUCAGCAAGACACGGGUGGUGGAGUCCACGAGGGAGCUCGGCCGUGACCUGGCUGGUGUCCUGGCCACCCAGCGCAAGCUGUAUGGCAUAGAACGUGAGCUGGCAGAGGCCGAGAGCCGCCUGGCUGCCUUGCGUCCUCAAGCCGCCCUCCUGGCCCAGGAGCACCCUGAGCUGGCCGAGGACACGGCAGGGCGUCUGGCGGGGGCACAGGAUGCCAUGGAUGGGCUGCAGGGUGCCCUGCAGGACCGAGCGGCUGCGCUGGGAGAAGUGGGGCAGCUGCAGAGCUUCCUGCAGGACAUGGAUGACUUCCAAGCGUGGCUCUUUAGGGCACAGAAAGCCGUGGCAGCCACUGAAGAGGUGCCAGUUUCAGUGGGUGAGGCAGAAGAGCUGCUGCGGAAGCAUGAGGCUGCCCGUGAGGAUGCCGAGGGGCACACAGCUGCCUUCACGGUGCUGCUGGAGGCAGGAGAGAAGGUGACAAGCAACCAGGAGGACCCCGAGUAUGAGCAGCUAAGGGAGCGACUACGGGGUGUGGAGGCAGGAUGGGGUGCCCUGCACAAGAUGUGGGAUGCCCGGCAGCGCUUCCUUGUCCAGUGCUUGGGCUUCCAGGAGUUCCUGCGCGAUGCCAGACAAGCUGAGAUCCUCCUCGCCAACCAGGAGUACACACUGGCCCACCUGGAGCUCCCCCCCACGCUGGAGGGUUCCACAGCUGCCCUGCGCCGCUUUGAGGAUUUCCGUGCCUCCAUGGAGAGCAGCGCUGAGAAAGUCCCCAGUGUGGUGACUGCUGGCUCCAAGCUCGUGGCAGAGGGCAACAUCUUCUCUGAGAAGAUCAGCGAGAAGAUCCAGGCCCUGCAGGAGCGGCACCAGGUGAAUGUGGCCAAGGCGCAGGAGGCAGCAGGCUUGCUGCAGGACAACCACAAGCUGCAGAGCUUCCUGCAGAGCUGCCAGGAGCUCGCUGCUUGGGUGGAUGAAAAGAUGCUGACAGUGCAGGAUGCAUCCUAUGGAGGUGCACGUGGUCUGCAUGGCAAGUGGCAGAAGCACCAAGCCUUUAUGGCAGAGCUGGCAGCCAACGAGGCAUGGCUGGAGAAGAUCAAAGCAGAGGGCAUGGAGCUGGUGAGCUGCAAACCGCAGUACGGUGCAGUGGUGGGCCGGAGGCUAGACGAGCUGCAGGCACUGUGGGAUGGGCUGCACGGCGCUGCCAAAGAGAAGGGCCAGCAGCUCUUUGAGGCCAACCGCACUGAGCUGUACGCCCAGAGCUACAGUGACCUGGAGCGCUGGCUGGGGCAGGCAGAGAGCGAGCUGCGCACCACGGAGCGUGCCAAGGACCUCACCGGGGCCAACCUGCUGCUCAAGAAGCUGACGCGGCUGGAGGAGCAGGUGGCAGCACGACAGGAGGAACUGACGGAGCUGAAAGCACCACUUGCUGGGGUGGCACCAGAGCCCGAUGGGCAGGAGGAGAAGCUCCAGCAGCGAUUCCUUGACCUGAUGGAACCACUGGGGAAGAAGAGGAAGGAGCUGGAAACUUCCAAGGCAAUGUACCAGCUGGGGAGGGACCUGGAGGAUGAGAUGUUAUGGGUGCAGGAGAGGAUGCCAUGGGCCAGGUCAACUGAGCACGGCACCGACCUGCAGAGUGUGCAACGUCUGGCCAAGAGGAAUGAGACCCUACAGAAGGAGCUGCAGGGCCAUGCCCCCCGCCUGGCUGAGGUGCUGGAACGUGGGGAGGCAGCUGCUGAGGGACCCUGCCCGGAGCUGGCAGAGAGAGCACAGGUGCUGCGGGCGCAGUGGGAGGCACUGAGGGAAGAAGUGGCUGCACGGCAGAAGAGGCUGCAGGAGGCCAGUGAGGCACAACAGUACUACCUGGAUGCUGGUGAGGCUGAGGCGUGGGUCAGUGAGCAGGAGCUCUUCAUGGGAGAUGAGGAGAAGCCGAAGGACGAAGAAAGUGGUUUGGUGAUGCUGAAGAGACACGUGAGGCAGCAGCGCUCCAUCGAGGAUUAUGGGCAAACCAUCAAGGAGCUGGCAGGGAGGGCUCAGCAGCUGCUCUCUGCUGGCCACCCUGAGGGGGAGCAGAUCAUCCGGCUGCAGGGCCAGGUGGACAAGUAUUACGCGGGGCUGAAGGAGGCGGCAGAGGAGCGCCGGCGGCGCUUGGAGAACAUGUGCCACCUCUUCCAGCUGAAGCGCGAGGUGGAGGACCUGGAGCAGUGGAUUGCUGAGCGUGAUGUGGCAGCCUCCUCCCAGGAGCUGGGGCAGGACCUGGACCAUGUCACGAUGCUGAGGGAUAAGUUUCGGGAGUUUGCACGGGAAACAGGCAGCAUAGGGCAGGAACGUGUGGACCAGGUCAACCUGACCAUUGAGGACCUCAUCGAUGCGGGCCAUGCCGAGGCUGCCACAAUUGCAGAGUGGAAGGAUGGUCUCAAUGAGGCCUGGGCUGAUCUCCUGGAGCUCAUUGACACACGCAUGCAAUUGCUGGCCGCCUCCUAUGACCUGCACAAGUACUUCUAUGAUGGCUCUGAGCUGCUGGCCCUCAUUGCUGCCCGUCACCAGGAGCUGCCCCAGGACCUGGGCGAAGACUCGGGUUCAGUGGAGACUUUCCACCGCAUGCACAGCGCCUUCGAGCGUGGCCUCCAGAUGCUGGAGGGGCAGGUGCAGCAGUAUCGAGAGGUUGCAGCUCGUCUGCAAACUGCCUAUGCCGGGGAGAAGGCAGUCAGCAUCCAGCAGCAGGAGCAGGAGGUGACACGGGCACUGCAGGCACUGCUGGAAGCAUGCAGCGGGCGCAGGGCACAGCUGGUGGACACAGCCGACAAGUUCCGCUUCUUCAGCAUGGCCCAUGACCUGCUGUCCUGGAUGGAGAGCACCGUGCGGCAGAUCCAGACGCAGGAGAAACCCAGGGAUGUUUCCUCAGUGGAGCUGCUCAUGGAGUACCACCAAGGCAUCCGUGCCGAGAUAGAUGCCCGCGACAAGAGCUUUGCUGCCUGCAUUGAACUAGGCAAGAAGCUGCUGCAACGCAAGCACCGGGAGUCACCUGAGAUUAAGGCAAAGCUGAUGGAGCUGCUGGACAAGAGGAAGGCCAUGAUGGAGAUGUGGCAGCAUCGCUGGGACCGGCUGCGGCUGCUGCUGGAGGUGUGUCAGUUCUCCCGGGAUGCCUCAGUGGCCGAGUCGUGGCUGAUAGCACAGGAGCCAUACCUGGCCAGCAGCGACUACGGGCAGACGGUGGAUGCGGUGGAGAAGUUAUUGAAGCGGCACGAAGCCUUUGAGAAGUCCACAGCCACGUGGGAGGAGCGUAUUGCUGCCCUGAGGAAGCUGACGACGCUGGAGCUCAUGGGUGGGAGGACGCUGCGGGAGGAGGACGUGGUGCAUGAUGCUGCUCCCGAGCAUCAUCUGGAUCUGGAUGCAGAGCUGGAGGCAGGGUCUGAGGAGGAGGAGGAGAAGAGGAAGGAGGUGAUCUCUCAGGAAGCCUCUCCACCUGCUGUGGAUGGACCCCAGCCGCUGACAGUGCCCGAGGAGGAGCCCAUAGCACCGCGGGAGGAGGUGGCCACGUUGCCCGCCCAACCUACCCACAUUCAGCUGGAGGGCUACCUGGGCCGCAAGCACGACCUGGAGGCAGCCACCAAGCGUGCAUCCAACAGGUCGUGGAGCACACGGUACUGCGUGCUGCAGGGUGAGGAGCUCGCCUUCUUCAAGGACGCCAAGAGCCGGGCACUGGGGGUGCCCUGCCAGGGUGAGGAGCCCCUGGGGCUGCGCAACGCACGCUGCCAGGUGGCUGCUGGCUAUAAGAAGAAGAAGCACGUCUUUGUGCUCAGGUAUGGCACAGCGAGGUUAUGGCGUGGUUAUGGCACGAUACAGCGUGGUUAUGGCAUGGCACUGCAUGGUUAUGGUGAUAUACAGCAUGGUUGUGGCUCUAUAUGGCAUGGUUGUGUCAUGGCAUGGCAUCGUUGCGGCGUGCCACAGGGUGGCAGAUGUCUCACCAACAGCUGUGCUCUGCCCCCAGGCUCAGCAAUGGCAGCGAGUGGCUCUUCCAUGGCAAGGAUGAGGAGGAGAUGCAGACGUGGCUGCAGGGGCUGCACGUGGCCAUCACCUCCUGUCAGAACCUGCCGGCCAAGGCUCGCAGCCUGCCCCCUCCCCACGCGCCCCCUGAGCCUCGUCGGGACAAGGAGAAGCGCUUCAGCUUCUUCCCCAAGAAGAAAUAACAAGGGGGGGGGGGGAGGGUGGCAGCCUGGCACGUACGCGAGUGCGCACGUGUAUAUAUAUAUAUAUUUAUAGAUAUUUAUAUUUAUAUAUAUACACACACAUCUCCAUGCUUCAGGGCAUGCACGCGCCUCGGCGGAGGCGCACGCAUAGAUACGCACACAUGUGUGCUCACGUCCCCCACCUCCCCCCCAUCUGGGGAACACACCUGCGUGCGUGUGUUUGCACUCGCGUGGCCCCGCAUGCAUGCAUGUGCAUCCACCCCACGUGGGCACAUCCUGGCCCCCCACCCUCUUUUCUAAGCCAUAAGCCCCCCCCAGCCCCCCACCAGCGUGCCCUCAGCCCCAUGGGCACCAACCAAAGAGCACGAAGAGCACGACCUCCCCAAACGCUUGGCCCCUUGCUGUGGGUGGGGGGCACCACUCGUCUCUGGGGGGAGCGCGCGGGCAGGGAGAACUUUGGGUUUGGUUUGGGUUUUCUUUUGUAAUAAAGAUGUCAAAGCAAAGUGGACCUGGGGCUGUGCAAUGUGA
This is a messenger RNA of Coturnix japonica (Japanese quail), 7871 nucleotides long. It is a transcript of the gene SPTB, whose product is annotated as spectrin beta, erythrocytic. Gene Ontology annotation, cellular component: spectrin. NCBI's taxonomy places the organism in Eukaryota, Metazoa, Chordata, Aves, Galliformes, Phasianidae. The record is from RefSeq and is a predicted model, not a curated record. Gene Ontology annotation, molecular function: actin binding; structural constituent of cytoskeleton; phospholipid binding.